AUGAACAAUAGAAUGGCGUUAAUCAAAGAAACAAGUGCGAAUAAACUCAACGAAAUUUUCAGCAACAUAAAAUCUCAAAUAGGAUCAGAUUCAGAAUCCGAUGAAUACAGUGGCUCUGAAAUUGAAGGUUCUGUAGAUGCUUCUGAAGGUGGAAAUGCUUUCAUAAUAUCCAGUUCAAUUCAUCCUCCGAGACUUUGGCAAAUAUCAAACUUUAAGCCAAAGUUAUUUCAGUUUUCAGAUUAUGGCUGUGGAAUUGUUUGCGAUUUGGAUGGAGAGACAUUAUUAGAUUUUUUUCAAACAAAGUCAUUUGACCAGCAUAAUGUUUCAUCUUCCCAUCGAACGAAAUGA
Molecule: messenger RNA, 348 nt
Organism: Adineta ricciae
Lineage: Eukaryota; Metazoa; Rotifera; Eurotatoria; Adinetida; Adinetidae
Source: the annotation of a GenBank genome assembly